AUGGACGGCCGGACGGCCCUACACUUCGCGGCCGGGCUGGCUUCGGAGGAGUGCACCCGGAUGGUGGCGGCGGCCAGAGCGGACGUGGGGCGGGCGGAGAGGGCCGGCGGGGGCGGCGGCGGUGCGGGCGCUGCUGGAGGCCGGGGCGGACGCGGCGAAAGUGGACGGGCGGGGGAGAACGGCGCUGGAGCUGGCGAGGGAGCUGCUGGUGGCUUUCGACAGAUUGGGGGAACGGACAGCGCUGGAGCUGACGAUGAGCCUGCACGUGACGGCGGCGAUCUAAUGCGAGGAGGCGGUGCUGGUGCUGGUACUGGAGCGGGCGGCGGCGGCGGUGCCGGAGGUAGAAGGGCACCGGAGCAUGCCAGCGAAGAUCUGAGUCGGAAAUAUUGA
Elaeis guineensis (African oil palm) is the source of this 390-nucleotide messenger RNA. The record is from RefSeq and is a predicted model, not a curated record. Lineage: Eukaryota; Viridiplantae; Streptophyta; Magnoliopsida; Arecales; Arecaceae.